UGUGGCAAACGUUGCGGAAAGAUGGGUUUCUUGUUUGAUUUGCGCCAGUCGCGUCUCAUGUAGGGUACCAUCAAUGACACGUGUUUACCUCUCUUGACUCUAAAUCCCUAGUCAUUAGGGCGGUGCAGAGCGGAGCUCAGCCAAUUGCCCGAUUCUAAGAAGUUAGAACUUCUUCAAUGCCCUCUCCUAGUCCUUUCCUCUUGCUCUUCGUACAGAUUUGAGUGUUUGAUUAUCCUUUUGACAGGAAAACUUGAUUAUCCGCAUCUAGAUCGUCGCUGGGCAAAUACAAAGUUGUUUCAAAAUCCAUCGUUUCCAUUAGCAGUGGUGUGUCCAUCUCAUCAACCCUAGAGUGAUUCUCUUCUGGGUUAUGCACAUCGAAUUUGGCAACUAGGAUUUGCUCUUUGCGAUUUAAGACUGAAAAUGGAGAGCAAAUACUCGGCAGAGAUGAUGAAGCAUUUGGAGAAGCAAAGGGAGAUCCUUAUGGAUUCAUAUAGAUCAAUGUCACAUGAGCUGCAUAGGCUUCAGGUAGAGGAGGAGAUGUUGAUGCGCAAGUUUUAUGAAGUUAUGUCAGCACAAGGCGUAAUUAAAGAGAAUGAAAAUGGGGAAUAUGCUUCAAAUAAUAAUCAGAAGGAAAAAUCUGGUGAUUUGGUAUGUGAGCCAAGCAAUCAAAGUGCCAUGUGAGACUGGACGUAAAUCUCCUGUGGUGAGCGAGGACUCAACUAUUGGGAGGCCCCAAUAUACACUGCAUAUCUUUACUGUUGAAUCUUCAUUGCCAUUCGUUACUUCUCCCCAAAGGGUUUUUAUGCAUGUGACACUAAUGUUGCUGCCUUUUAUUUUUUAUUUUUUUCCAUUAAUUGUGAACACUAGUGUUGCUGCCCAUGGACACUACUCAUUUCGGACAAUACGAGUUCUCAGUAAUAAAUUUCGUCUUCCCCA
Macadamia integrifolia is the source of this 936-nucleotide messenger RNA. RefSeq lists its product as uncharacterized. The record is from RefSeq and is a predicted model, not a curated record. The transcript has 6 exons. NCBI's taxonomy places the organism in Eukaryota, Viridiplantae, Streptophyta, Magnoliopsida, Proteales, Proteaceae. The coding region runs from base 421 to 681 and encodes 86 amino acids.